AGCGAGCACUUCUUCAUGAAUGAAGGAAAGCUUUUAGUGUUAUUCGCGCCACCACCAAGUCACAAGUUGAAUGGACUUGGCAAUGAAACGCGCUCAUCAGUUUUGCGGACCCACUCGCGAGUGUUGUAAACGCCGCUUUCGAGUCCACACGAGCGGUUUUUUCGCCAAGAUUUAAACUCUGUUGGUAGUUGUGGAGAAAAGUGACUCGUUUUUAAUUUUCGAUUUUUUUUACGGAUUUAGUGUUAAAUAAGUUUUGUUUCAAACUUUUUCGAAUAGUGUUAGGUGUAUCUUGGAGCGACGAUGACUUCAGGACCGGUCUAAUGACUUUUUGCAACAUAGCUGGAAAUCAAGCGGUAAAAUAGUCAAGAUAAUCUGGACCUAUUGGGCCCCAAUAAAGCCAUCAGAGCCCACUUUCAAUAGCCGUCAGUGAUAUACAGGUUUCCCAAAGGAUCUGCGCCUCCAUUAACUCAGAAUCCACGCCUCGGCUUUAGGGAAGUAAUCCAAGCUAAGUCACAUGUACAAGCUGAGCCCACCCGACAUGGCUUCAGAAAAUGCUACACGUGUUUUUGAAAGCAGAGUCGAUAACAGCACCAGUAGCAGAGAUGAAAAUUUGGCAAGAGUGGAAGUGGCAACAUUGGCGAUCAUUUUUCUUGUUACUGUGAUUGGGAAUAGCACGGUGCUGCUGGCCCUGUGGACCAGAAGAAGAUACGCCGGCCGAAAGAAAUUAUCUCGAAUGUACUUCUUUAUCCUGCAUCUGAGCAUCGCCGAUCUGAUAACGGCAUUUCUGAGCGUCCUUCCCCAGCUGGCGUGGGAUAUCACCUACAGAUUCUACGGCGGCUUCUUCCUGUGCAAGCUCGUUAAGUAUGGGCAGACAUUGGGGCCAUAUUUAAGCUCGUACGUCCUCAUGGCGACGGCGAUUGACCGUCACCAGGCCAUCUGCUACCCCCUGACGUACUGCUCGUGGACUUCCAGGAGGUCUAAAGUCAUGGUGUACUUCGCGUGGAUCGCCAGCCUAGCCUUCUGUAUUCCGCAGCUGACAAUUUUCACAUACACUGCGGUAGGAGAAAACCAAUAUGACUGCUGGGCUACCUUCCAGGAACCGUGGGGAGAGAAAGCUUACGUCACAUGGUACAGCAUUUCGGUAUUCAUGAUCCCCCUCGUGGUCCUAAUAUUCACAUACACAUCCAUCUGUAUCGAGAUCUGGCACAGCUCGGAGUCCAGCCUGCGCCCCAGAAGCUCCCAGAAAUCCGCCCCCGGCAAGAAAACCCCUUUGAUCUCUCGAGCGAAGAUUAACACUGUCAAACAGACAAUUGCAGUUAUUGUAAUGUAUAUAGCUUGCUCCUCCCCGUUUAUCCUGGCUCAGUUGUGGGCCGUCUGGGAUCCCAAGAGCCCCUUAUUUAUUGAAGGUCCCGUGUUCGUAAUCUUAAUGCUCCUAUCCUCGUUAAACAGCUGUGUAAAUCCAUGGAUUUAUCUAGCAUUCAACAGAGAAUUGCCGCGUCUCCUCCUCAGGCACUACACCGCCUCCAGCAAGAAUUACAGAACAGCGACAGGAGGUAACAGUGCAAGUAACUCCUCAGGUGACGCCCAGAGCACCUCGCUGCGGCCAUUCUCGAGAUGGUCGCUGUGCAACAGCGCUAGAUCAAAUAAGUAUCCCUCGCGUGUGUCUCACAGGCCCUACGUUGCUCAAUACAACGCCAGACGAUGGGUAGUCACAACGACCACCUGAAAUAUGGAGGCUGGUGGUUGCUACAACGUUACCAACCACGACAAGGACGACAUUUCAGGCUCUUCGCUGAUCGAGAUUAGUGAACUGACCACCGAACUGACCGAACUGGAAGUUACUGAAACUGUGAUGUGACAACAUACGAUUACAAACUAGCUACUUGUACCUGAUAGGGAUUAAGUUAAUUUAAAAACUGCGAUGAAGUAACGUUUGCCGGUUUAAAGCUGUGAAGAACUCACUAGUGUUGUUAGUAGAUUGACUUUUGAAAUGCUUGAGCGCUUGGAAUUUGUCUAUUUUAUAAAUUUCAAUUUAACGAUGUAGUUUUGUAGUACGUAUUGCUUAAGCGGAGUCGAUUUAAAGAGAUAGGUUUUCGAAUUCUAUUCGCUAAGCAUACUUAAAGUUACCAAAUCCAUUUCUGUCCACUCCGUGUGUGUAAUUUUAUACCUCUGAAUUUCUGAUGUGAUACUUGUUGAACCAGUUAUAAAUUUAUUACUGUUCCUAGGCUAUGUCAUCUUGUGAGAUAUUGAAAUGUAUUUUGUAAAACGUUACAUGAU
Molecule: messenger RNA, 2277 nt
Organism: Zophobas morio
Lineage: Eukaryota; Metazoa; Arthropoda; Insecta; Coleoptera; Tenebrionidae
Gene: ITR
Product: mesotocin receptor-like
Exons: 9
Coding region: 515-1726 (403 amino acids)
Biological process (GO): G protein-coupled receptor signaling pathway; cellular response to hormone stimulus
Cellular component (GO): plasma membrane
Molecular function (GO): peptide binding; vasopressin receptor activity
Source: RefSeq, a predicted model, not a curated record